GGCAUGGUCACUUGUCUAAACGAUGGUGUAAACAGUUUUUAUAAAUACCAUUGUCUGUGGGCAACUGGGUGUGCCAAGGAUCACCCAAGGCCAUCAUCAAAACAAGUAUUAAGUAGUUUCAUUAAUUUGAUAAGUUCAAUUGGUGAAGAGUAGUGGUAUAUUUUGUACUCGACUCAGGCAGUCCAAUUUUCAACUACUCUCCAAUUUAGAACAAUUGACCGAGGAGAUUUUGACCACUCUACAAUAAUUGGAGGAGUAAAAAAAAACCAAAAUGGCAGUCAAAAUUCAACCAUUUUUCAACAUUCAACAUGACUGGAAUGAUGUGUUAAGUAGUUCAUCUGAUAAAGUAUGGAUAUCAUGUUCAAAGAAAGGAUGGCCUUCAGUUUAUGGUGAGGUAAUCACUAAAGGCAAUGGGAAAGAAAAAGACUUAGUGGUGACAAAUGGCUUUGAAAUCAAAAAUUUUGACAAGACAAGUAUUACAGUUUCCUAUCCAAAAUGGAACUGUUCAACCAAAUUUGUGGCUUCGUCGAACACCUUCAAAAACAUUCACUUAAAAAGCGUUCGUGGUUUGGACAUAUCUCCUGGAGGAUCGCUUGGUGUCUCAUCCGGUGAUGAUAAAAGCCUGAAUUUAUGGCAAAGCUCUGAUGGAACAGUCAGGCGUGUACUAGAAGGUCAUGUGACAGAUGUUACUUCAUGCCAAUUCUUUCCAUCUGGUGUGGUGGUACUGACCGGUGGCUCAGAUAUGCAGCUCAAGAUAUGGUCAGCAGAAGAUGGCAGCUGCCCUGUAACAUUGAAGGGCCACAGAGGGGGUAUUUCAGACACAGCCAUCAUUGAAAAAGGAAGAAACGUUGUCUCCUGUUCACGUGAUGGUUCAGCCCGCCUGUGGGAUUGUGGCACAGCCACUUGUCUGGGAGUCAUAACUGAAUGUUCAUCUGCGAUAAACGCAUGCGCUGCAGCAACCGUUAAUGACAGUAUCGGUGAUUUAGGCGUUAGAGAUGAACCGACCAAUGAAAAAGAAGUAGGAAGUGACGGAAAAUUGUUACUUCUAGCGAGAGAGGAUAAAAUAUUACAAGGUGUCGGCCUUCACUCUCGACAAAAGCUUUUCGAGUUGUCGGGCUCGAGCGCGUUCAACGCUUGCUGCUUCAUGUCGGAGAGAAUGGCCGUUGCCGGUACACAAGAUGGUUGUCUGCACAAGUACGACUUACGCUAUACAAGUAAACCUUUAAGCAUCGUCAAAAUGUCCGGUUCGUCUAUCCUGUCCAUGACAAAAUUCAAUGAAACGUGUUUGGUGAGCACAGGUGAUGGCUCUUGUUUUCUAUGGACUGACGAGGACGCAGCAGAUGUUUGUUUGACGGGACCGGACUGUGACUCCGUGUACAAAGUUCGAGCAAACGGUAGAUAUAUAUAUACCGCAUGUCGAGAUGCCAAGAUUAGAAAAUAUAUUUUGUGAUAUGAAUUGACACUCGUUUGUAGUUAGGAUCUAGAAAAUUGCGAGAAAGCUAUUGCGUCAUUAACCAGACGAUGCAGUCUCUCUGUCAACAUAGACACUGUUUACAUCGAUUUGACAAGUCGAUUUUAUUAACAAAUGCUUCAUGCUUUUUCGCCCAGGUUUCGAUAAUUACUAUCCGGCCAUUUUUGAGGUGGAAAAUUUACAAAUUCAAAACGAUCUAUUCUUUCAUGGUCCCUGUGAGUUCAAUUAAUAUCGUGAAAUUGAAAAGAGUGAAAGGGAAGAUUUAUGCAUGGCAUAUGGAAAAUACAUAUAUUACUGUUCCGAAA
This is a messenger RNA of Xenia sp. Carnegie-2017, 1776 nucleotides long. RefSeq names its product proteasomal ATPase-associated factor 1-like. The record is from RefSeq and is a predicted model, not a curated record. Bases 272 to 1450 code for a protein of 392 amino acids. The transcript is spliced from 12 exons. NCBI's taxonomy places the organism in Eukaryota, Metazoa, Cnidaria, Anthozoa, Malacalcyonacea, Xeniidae. Gene Ontology annotation, molecular function: protein binding.